CGCACGUGCCUUUUUUGAACCUGCCUUGUUCGUUAUAAAAAAUCUUUUUCUACUUUGAUUUAGUUCCGUGGUUUUUGCGAUGAGUUUGAGAACGGAUAAGAGGUUUGCAGACCUCGGCCUCACGGCGUGGAUCACACGGCAGACGGAGAAAUUAGGACUCCGUCGUCCGACUCCAAUUCAGGUGGAGUGUAUUCCACGAAUAUUGCAGGGCCAGGAUUGCAUCGGGGCAGCCAAGACCGGAUCAGGCAAAACGUUCGCCUUUGCGUUGCCGAUUCUGCAGAAGCUGAGCGAAGAACCGACCGCCAACUUUGCGCUGGUGCUUACGCCGACCCACGAGUUGGCUCAUCAGAUCGCGGAACAGUUUAUCGUAGCGGGACAACCGAUGAAUGCGCGCGUUUGUGUUGUCACAGGAGGAACGGACCAGUUGCUCGAAGCACAGAAAUUACAGAGCAGACCACACAUUAUCGUGGCCAUGCCGGGUCGAUUGGCGGACCAUUUGAAUGGCUGCAACACGUAUUCUUUCGCCGCCCUUCAGUUUCUCGUCGUGGACGAAGCAGAUCGAGUGCUCAGUGGAAGCUUCGAUGAUGAUCUAAGAGUAAUCGAUCGGUUCUUACCAGCGAAACGACAGAAUCUUUUCUUCUCGGCUACGAUGAAGGAUUUCCUCAAAACUUCGAUCGUGUUCCCGAUCGCUCAGGACGUGUUCGAGUGGUCCGAGCAAUCCGAGGUUGCUACGGUGGAAACACUGGACCAGCGGUACAUUCUCUGCGCUGACUACGAUCGUGAUAUGGUGCUGACUGAAGCGUUACGAAAGUUCAAGGAAGAGAACGAAGAUGCCAGCGUGAUGAUCUUUACCAACUCCAAGAAAGACUGCCAGGUUCUCUCGACGACCCUGAGUUCAAUCGGGUUCGAUAACGUGUGCCUCCAUGGCUUCAUGCGCCAAAAGGAACGUGUGGCCGCGCUGAACCGUUUCAAAUCGAAACACGUACGCAUACUGAUCGCAACGGAUGUCGCCAGUCGUGGUCUUGACAUUCCAGAUGUACAGCUGGUGCUUAACCAUCGGUUACCGAAAAUGCCUAAUGAAUACAUUCACCGAGUAGGGCGCACAGCACGAGCAGGACGUUCCGGUAUGGCCAUUUCCAUCUUUAGGUUCCCACGUGACUUGGAGUUUCUUGGAGAAAUUGAAGCCCUCAUCAACACGAAGCUAACGGAGCAUCAAAUUGAUCAACGAUUGGUCGAGCGAAUCUUUAUGCAAGUGAGCGUGGCCCGGCGCGAGGCAGAGAUGAGCCUUAACAACGAAGACUUUGACGAGCGACAGCAGCGAUAUCGUCGAGUGCGCUGGACCCAGGAGGGUCUCGAUCCCGACGAGAUGGAGGCGAAGUGGCGCGAGGAAAAGGAGGCACGUGCAAAGGAGCGAAGAUUGCGUUUGAAGCAGGAAAACGAAGAGCGGCGACGACGGGAGGAGGAACUCAAACAAUCGGUCGUGGCGAAAGAUAGCCGUUUCCAGAAGGCCGCUACGGAUAAAAAAUUCAAGAAGGCCAAGUUUGUCACAACCGAGAAGCUGGACGAGCUGGUCGUCCAACGGAAGAUGGAACCCAGCAAGGCGAAGGGGAAACAUCCACGGAAGAAGCCGCAAUUGAAGAAGUCACAAUAA
This is a messenger RNA of Anopheles darlingi, 1651 nucleotides long. It is a transcript of the gene Dbp45A, whose product is annotated as probable ATP-dependent RNA helicase Dbp45A. The record is from RefSeq and is a predicted model, not a curated record. The coding region runs from base 80 to 1651 and encodes 523 amino acids. The transcript is spliced from 3 exons. NCBI's taxonomy places the organism in Eukaryota, Metazoa, Arthropoda, Insecta, Diptera, Culicidae. Gene Ontology annotation, molecular function: RNA helicase activity; nucleic acid binding; ATP binding.